AUGGACCUUUUGCUUAACGAUGGCUCACCUAGUUCCCUCGGCUUGCACGGGGGCUGUAUCGAUCCGCCGUUGUGCAGCUCCCCACGAAUAAGCUUUAAAGGCCGUGUUCUGUGUCUAUUAAGAGCUUCACCUUUUGAUCACCGGGGGGAGGCCUACCGUGCGUAUGUCCGCGGCCGACUUCAGGGAUUAGGCCCACGCCUUGUCAAAGGUCAGUACUCCCUCCAGUCCAUCCUCCACUCGGUGGCCUACAAGUUGACCCACAUGCACGAACCUCUUGUGCUCCACUUGGCGGGGGACAACGGUGUGGGCAAAACCCGAACCGCGGAGGCGAUCUCCCUCGCUAUGGCCCAGCGCUGUGGGAAUGAGGAUUGCUCGCUUGGGGAGUCCACACUCGUGCUAUCAGGCACAAGCUAUGAUGGGAUGAGCUUAUCCGAAUUUCGACGAUCCAUUGUGCCGACUAUAUGCCGGCACGCCGCACGCUUCCCAAACAAUGGUGUUUUGAUUAUUAAUGACCUCUCAGCGUUGGAGCCGCAAAAGGUGAAGCUUCUCUUACCUGUUCUUGGUCGUGGGGAACGUUUUCCGGAGUUUCCACGGGUCGAUCUUGCACGGCUUAUAGUGAUUGUAACAACAGACUUUGGGAAGGAGGGUCUUACACAAGGAAAGAGUCUGGCCGAAAUGCGUGACUUCAUUAACGCCAAAUUUCAAGAACUUUACACGCAGCGCUCGACGUCCAUCAUUCAAACCCUUCCAUAUCUACCUAUUUCACUGGAGACAGCUCUUGAGAUCGUGUAUAUGACUGUACAGGACCUCAGCUGCCGCUAUCAGAAAUUACUGACCAUCGAUGACGAUGCUGCUCUCUGGAUAGUAGAGAAAACCAAACAGCUCCUUCCAGUCGAGAAUGGCAGGGCAGUGGUGCAAGAGGUGAUGCGGAGCGUUGUGCCGUUACUGGAGGAAUGCGAUGAGGCGAGCUGUGACAGCAGUGUUCUAAGCAUGAGCUCCAGUGGGAGCGUGGUAUUGCUGCCAUGA
This is a messenger RNA of Phytomonas sp. EM1, 1026 nucleotides long. Lineage: Eukaryota; Euglenozoa; Kinetoplastea; Trypanosomatida; Trypanosomatidae. The record is from the annotation of a GenBank genome assembly.